GGACAUUUGCUUAUUCCCACAUGACCACUGCCCACCAAUUGAGUUUGUUGUGGGAAGUUGAUAAAGAAUAAGAUAUGGACAUUGCAGUUGGAAGAAACAUCCAAAUUCUGGCAUUCUCUGGUUCAUCUUUUCAUGGAAAGAGUAUAUGUAAAACUUCUGUAGCUCUGAAAAGCACUAAUUGGCCUGCUAGAACAGGACAUUCUUUAAGGCAGUGCAGAAGUGUCCUUCGAGCUCAGCAAAGACCAACAUGGCUUCCUGGGCUUGACCCUCCACCCUAUCUUGAUGGAACUCUUGCUGGAGAUUUUGGGUUUGAUCCACUAGGACUUGGAGAGGAUCCUGAAAGUUUGAGAUGGUAUGUACAAGCAGAACUAGUUCAUGCCCGUUUCGCCAUGGCUGGGGUUGCUGGAAUUCUUUAUACGGAUUUGCUACGAGUGACGGGAAUAAGUGACUUGCCAGUGUGGUAUGAAGCGGGAGCUACAAAAUUUGAUUUUGCAAGCACAAGAACUCUGCUCAUUAUUCAACUAUUAUUGAUGGGGUUCGUUGAAACAAAAAGGUACAUGGAUUUUCUAAACCCUGGCUCUCAAGCAAAACCUGGAUCCUUCUUUGGGCUAGAAGCUGCACUAGAAGGCCUUGAACCAGGGUAUCCUGGUGGUCCUCUACUGAAUCCUCUUGGAAUUGCAAGAGAUAUAGAGAAUGCUCAUGACUGGAAGCUGAAAGAGAUAAAAAACGGACGACUAGCUAUGGUGGCUAUGCUUGGCAUCUUUGUCCAGGCUUCUGUUACCCAUGUUGGUCCUAUCGAUAAUCUGGUCGAGCAUCUCUCCAAUCCAUGGCACAAAACAAUUAUCCAAACCAUUUCUGCAUCUAAUUCUUGAUCAUUAAGAGUAUAUAUGUUUCAUGACAUACUGAAAUGUGUUCAUAUAAAGGCUACUUAGUGAAGCAAGUCAACAUUAUGUAAGAAUUCAUGUGUAUCAAUCGUUUCCUGGACAGAACAGAAGAUGGUAUCAUAUGGUUUCAACACAAAGGUCAAACACCGGGUGAUCUGAGGAUGUUCUUCAGACCACAACGAGGAAAAAAACUUACACAAAGUGGUCGCACCAAACAAUAAGUGCAAUACAUGUGUCUUACAUAUAAACUAUUAUCACCCAGUCAUGAUAUGUUUUCUUACUAUAAUUUGCGACUGUUAAAGGUUAAA
Nicotiana attenuata is the source of this 1192-nucleotide messenger RNA. Its product is annotated as photosystem I chlorophyll a/b-binding protein 5, chloroplastic. Gene Ontology annotation, cellular component: membrane. Lineage: Eukaryota; Viridiplantae; Streptophyta; Magnoliopsida; Solanales; Solanaceae. The record is from RefSeq and is a predicted model, not a curated record. Bases 75 to 872 code for a protein of 265 amino acids. The transcript has 6 exons. Gene Ontology annotation, biological process: response to light stimulus; photosynthesis, light harvesting in photosystem I.